ACUGGACGGAGUGAAGACGUACAUGCGGAUGCGGCGGGUUCCAGGGUCCCUGCAGGUCAAGGUCAUCAAGUGGUUCGACUACCUGUGGUUAACUCAGAAGUGCUCGGACGAGGAGAGAGCCGUCAGCUGUCUGCCAGACAAGCUGAAGGCGGAGAUCGCCAUCAAUGUCCAUCUGGACACGCUCAAGAGGGUGGAGAUCUUCCAAAACACGGAGGCGGGCUUUUUGUGCGAGCUCGUCCUCCGACUGAGACCAGUCCUCUUCUCUCCCGGGGACUACAUUUGUAGAAAAGGAGAGGUCGGCAAGGAGAUGUACAUAGUGAAUAGGGGGCGGCUUCAGGUCGUGGCGGACAAUGGGAACACAGUGCUGGCGACGCUCAAGGCUGGCUCAUACUUCGGGGAGAUUUCUAUUCUCAACAUGGGCACUGCAGGCAACCGUCGGACGGCGAGUGUGCGUUCUGUCGGCUACAGCGACCUGUUCGUGCUCAGUAAGAAGGACAUGUGGGACGUCCUCAAGGAGUACCCGGCGGCGAGGGUGCGGCUGGAGGCCAUCGCAGUCAAGCGCCUGGAGAAGUACAAGAAGGCUCCGCUGGAGAAGGUGGCGCUGGGCCGGUCGCAGUCCACGCCGGGCCUGGUGGAGUCGCGGGGCCGAGUGCCGCUGGAGGAGAUGUGGAUCUCGCCGGUGGAGCCGCUCGUGACCUCGACCACCACGGCCAACUCCAUGUUCAGCCCCAGCCACUCGCCCACCAUCAGGUUAAUGUCGGGCCGGGUGCCGCUGCCUCUCGGCCCUCUCCCUCUGGCGCCCCUGGCGCCGCCCCUGGCGCCGCCCCUGGCGCCUCUGGCGGGCGCAGGACGAUCUUUGCCACCUCACCUCCGCAACGUUGACUCCCCUAGCAGUGCCAACUCGAGCCAGCCCUCAUCGGAAGCUGCGGUCCACCCGGCCCCCGGCGCGCAGCCCUACUCGACGCCAGGGACCAUCGUCUCGUGCAACUCGAUGGCGCCGCUGGCGACGCAGCCGCACUCCCGCGCCACAUCCCGGGCGGGCAGCCUGGUGCCACAGGCGCUGCAGGCGAUGCAGCUGCAGGACGAGACGGGCGAGGCGGCGCUCAGGGCCAAGAUCCAGUCGCUGCAGGAGCAGCUGGCGCGGGUGCAGACCGAGAACGCCUCGCUGUCGGCCAAGCUGUCGCAGCAGCGCUGGGAGGUGGACCAGCGCCUGCUCGACAUCGAGAUGCACAUCUGCGGUGCCUCGUCGGGCAACUCAUCGGCGGCCGACGAUCGCGAGUCGUUUAUAUAACAGCGGGGGCCCGGGCCGCCGGUGCGCGAACAGCGCGAACAGCGCGUGCACUCGCACGGCCCGCCUCCUGUGCGGCCGGGCCCCGGGCCGGGCCCCGGGCUGGGCCGGCAGGGACGCCACCCGCUCAAGACGCCGCUAAAGGGACCAACUACUCGAUUACUUUUGGCACACAGACUGUCGCAGGAUCUCGCACCGCUCACGUUGGGGUCCUGUUGGGGGCCCUUACUGUCCGCCUGGCUGCCAUCAUGCAUCCACUUCCCUCGGUUGCCCUGAGCAGAGUCUGUAGGGGGAUUAACAAAUCUAAUUUUAUAUUUAAUGAAAGAUAAAACUACUAAAGAAAGUUAACAUUUACUUUAAAGUCAAAAGGAAAUUUAUUGAGCAUAUUGGAUAACAAAUUUGUUCAUUUUUUUUAAGCCUACAGAAAAUCUCUUUUGUACUGAUCUUCUCUCACUCUCUCCCCUCUCUACCCCCACCCAAACCCUUCCCUCUUUCACCCCACAGCCAUUUCCUCAAGGGGGAUAUACAAGACCAGAGUAAAUGUGAACUGUUUAGUUUUCACUUGUUUUGUUUUUUCAGUCAAAUGUGAAGGUAAGGAGUGUUUUUUGACAGCUGUAUCCAACAUUUUAAUUGUUUUGUUAAUUAUUGUUGAAGGUCCCGUCCAUAAGUUUUUUCUGUUUUUUUUUUUUUUUUUAACAAAAAUGUGGUUUAAUAGUACUGCAACUUACUAGGAAACAGUUUAUAUUUUGAAUGUGUGAAUGUGUUAUCAGAAGACGAAUUCAAUUGUGAAAGUGUAUUGUGCAAGACAUUGUAUGUGUACCUAUCAUACAGCAUCAUGGUAUUUGGAGGCAUUAUCUGACUCUAUUCACUGUUGUGUGUCAUAGCAAAGCGUUCAUCCAAAUUAUUUUUCUGUCUAGGAAGACACAUACAAUUCAAGUCUGGUGUUGUCUAAGCAAGACAGGUAAACUAAUUUCCCACAGUGUCAGUGCUUGAGAGUGCUGACCAUACACGAGAACUGAAAUCAGGACUAGCUACUCAAUUCAGCCUGGCAAUGUUAAAACACAAUUUUAUGCCAUUUCACCAUAGACCAAAUGAAUGGAUAUCUUUUCUGCAGAUUGCUGCUGAUUGACACGUAGUCUUAGUUGCACAGUAGUAAAGAAGAGCAAUGUGCCUUGUCACCAAAUGGGCUUGACCCAUGCCGCCAUCUGCAGGAAACCUCAAUUUCCAUAACUCUUUAAUAAAGUUAUCUGUCUAAACCUGUCUAAAUCUAGUGCAAUAAUACAUGAAUGACUUAUCUUUUUAUAUGAUAUUUCAUUGAUCAAUGCUAGUCCAUUAUGGCUAUCAUAAACUUAUAAUUUUCAAUCAAUGAUGUGUACAUCAGAGGAUAAAUUAAUAAGAGAUGUAUGUUUCUAUACAAUAGAACCAACUUCAAGAAAAUGUUUGCAUACCAGACUAAAAACAACACCCAUUUUGCUACAGAUCCUCUCCUGUAACUGUCACAUUUUAAUUUGAAACAAAAUGCAUUGGACCAAUAAUAUCACACAACUCUGAAACAACGACUGUUGUGUACCUGUGGAGUGGAAGCCUAUUUAUUUCCAGUUUACCCACACAUUUUUUUACUUUGUAUGCCAAAGCUGUUCUUAAGCUGUUAACUUUCUAGCAGUCUAACAAACCAAAACCUUCAAAUUGUUAAACUCAUUUUCCUUUUUUAAAUAAAAUUUAUAGUUGACCUAAAUCAGAACAACUUAAACCCAUUUUAAUAAAUCAAUUGAAUUUGGUUCUUUUUUGAAGAGUAUCUUUAUUGCUCUAAGCUUUCCUGCCGAUAUCUAUUAACUAAGCCUAAUAAUGUUACCGGCCUUGUCUUUUCUGUUAACAAUCGUCUUCUCUAUUGAACAUGAAUGAUUUGUUAAAGGCAUUGUAAAUGGACAGGCGCUUUUGCAAUUAUUAUUCUUACUCAGGAACUAAGCGCCCAACUGUAUAUAAAAUAAUUUAUUUCUAAAAAUCUAUUGACCAUUAAAUAUAUUAUGUUGGUUACAAAAAAUAUGGUUUGUCUCUUUUACUCAGUGGCCUGCAUUUAUUCACAUUUCCCCAAAUAUAUUAAACAAGACAAACAAAAAGCGCUUAAAAAAAAUCAUCAUAAAUAAAAUACUGGCUCAACGCUGCUCCCACCCCAAAUCCUUACCAGGCUAUAAUAAUAAUGGUCUUUAAAUUUCAGCAUAAUUGAUUAAGAAGUGAGCUGCAGGGGUAGAGGGAUCCAAGUUUCCUGAGACACAACACCAAAAAAUCUAAUCCAAGCUUUUUUACACACCCCCAAUGCUGACGUGCAACACAUAUGUGUGCAAGAGAUUGUUGUUAUAGACAAGGAAAAAAAUCAUGUACUGCCAUCUACGACUAAAUAUUGAACUUGUCUGAGAUAAAUUAGAAUGAUCUUUUUUCAAAUAUGUGUAUAUGUAUAAAAUAUUAUUCUGUUUGAUCAGUUUUACUGCAUACUACUUUUAACUAUGCAGAUAAAGCGUAUAUCUAGAUUUACGACAUGGCAAUGUAAAACGGAAAUAUGUUAAUUGUACAAAUGGAAGAGAAAGCAAAUCCACAAGCAACUCCCAUCAAGGCUUAAAUAAAUAUUGUGCAGAAUCUUCAGAAGUAUGAAUAAAAUCAAUAAAGGAAAGUUGUUUAAACCUGCAACAACAUUCCAAUUGUGGUUAAAGCCAGCCAUUUGCUUACAUAUGCAGGGUACCAACGGCCAAUCCGAAAUCGACUGUGAUCUAAUGCCGAAUAUGUAACCAGCAGCGAAGUUUUUUUGUGUUUUUUUUUUCCUCGCGACGUCGUGCUGGGCUUGUCCAGCCGUCCCUGUUUGUAACUACACAGUUGCAGCUGCAACCGACACGGCCACAGGCAGCUUUAUUAUCAGAACCGACUAUACAAAAUAAUUUCACUCGGCGUCGAACUCAGAAGUCGCUCUGCGGUGGGAUGAGGGAAGUGUCGGAAUCUGAGACGACGAUGACAACGCCUGCGACGGGUCGGGUAGGCCCGCCCGCCAAGUGUCUGUCUGGAGAUGGUGGCCUACCCUCAGCGCCUGAGCGGCGAUACCCCCUGCUAGCGGGCUCCCUGCUCUCCUCACCAGCGUGGACGGACAUACCCUUACCCUGCAACGAGACUACUACGUGCAACACUGUUGCUUGCGGAAAAAGUUUGCUAGCCAGGCUUUCGGUUGUUACUUCACGGGUUAUUUCGCGGAGGAAGACCGUCGAUUAGUUGCAUCUGCGCUUGACAUCAGCUACGCAGCCGUCAGCUGUCACCCUGCUACCCAAUGUAUGUUGAGUCGGCGUCACAGCACACAGCAUGAGAAAUGGACCCUUUUUCUCAUGAUCACAGGAGUGAAACUGGUAUUCAGAUUUGCCCCAAGUCACCAGCAGAAACAAAGCCGGCUACUUUGAGGGAGGCUUAAGUUUAUAAUGUUAAAAACAAUAAAGAAUUAAAAUACUA
This is a messenger RNA of Frankliniella occidentalis (western flower thrips), 4771 nucleotides long. RefSeq names its product cyclic nucleotide-gated cation channel alpha-3. Lineage: Eukaryota; Metazoa; Arthropoda; Insecta; Thysanoptera; Thripidae. Gene Ontology annotation, cellular component: plasma membrane; intracellular cyclic nucleotide activated cation channel complex. Gene Ontology annotation, biological process: monoatomic cation transmembrane transport. Gene Ontology annotation, molecular function: intracellularly cGMP-activated cation channel activity; protein-containing complex binding; cGMP binding. The transcript has 9 exons. The record is from RefSeq and is a predicted model, not a curated record. The coding region runs from base 23 to 1291 and encodes 422 amino acids.